AAAAAGAAAAAGAAAAAAGAGUGAACGAAAAAGAAGAUAAAUUGUCAUGAGGAAUCUACCCAUCCAUCUCCAAUGGCGGAUAUUUCGAGAUCACUCUGGUCCAGAUGGGUCGUAUUCUUCUUCCUCACUGCCCAUUUCUCUCCUUCUGAAUCCUUCUCUGAACUCAGAAUGUUCUCUGAUUUCCCUUCUUUGAUCUUACUCUCUUCUCUCUAGCUUCUCUUUUAGCUCCCAUUGCUUCCGAUUUUUGCUUCUGGGUUUGCGUUUUUCGCUCCUCUUCUCAACCUUCCCGCCAUGACUGUGGCUGUGGCUAUGGCUUCUUGGUGCUCUGGGCUUCACUCCAGUUGCAGUUCUUGGACCUUCAAAUCUUCUGAAAGUCGUUUUGCGACUGGGGGUUUGUUCAAGAGCUCCCUUGCUUAUCAGAACAAGUGUUUCUGCCUAAUCCAAAGGGGAAGAUGGUCUUCUUCCAACAUGAAGAGCAUUCCACGAGCAUCAUCAGCUACAGCUGUUGAGGAUGGAAGUAACGGUGAUACUGAUACAAUUCCAACGCCCAUAGUUAUAAUAGACCAGGACUCUGAUCAAGAUGCAACUGUUGUGGAAAUAACCUUCGGCGAUCGGCUUGGAGCACUUCUUGACACGAUGAAUGCUCUGAAAAACCUGGGGCUCAAUGUCGUCAAGGCGAAUGUCUUUUUGGAUUCUUCUGGAAAGCACAACAGAUUUUCGAUCACAAAAGCAGACACCGGAAGAAAGGUAGAUGAUCCAGAGUUGCUUGAGGCGAUUCGUUUGACGAUUAUAAACAACUUGCUUGAGUUUCAUCCGGAAUCAAGUGCUCAGUUAGCAAUGGGAGCAGCGUUCGGAGUCAUGCCACCGCAACAACAGGUCGAUGUGGACAUUGCUACACACAUAAGCAUACAAGAUGACGGUCCUGACCGAAGCUUACUGUAUGUGGAGACUGCUGAUCGACCGGGAUUACUGGUGGAUCUUGUGAAGAUCAUCACGGACAUAAACGUUGCAGUUGAAUCGGGAGAAUUCGACACCGAGGGACUGUUGGCUAAGACUAAAUUUCAUGUUAGCUACAAGGGCAAAGCCCUCAUCAAACCUCUUCAGCAGGUUAUAUCAAAUAGUUUACGAUAUUUCUUGAGGCGACCAAGCACAGAGGAGGCGAGUUUUUGAGCCAUAUGAUGAAGUAAAAACCAAAAGCAGGAUAAAUUAGAGUUGGAGAAAUGUUGUGCAUUUAUAGUGUUUGUAUCAUUUACGCCCUGUUGUUGUAACAUAUCUUACCAUCCUCAUUCAUACUCUUUAAAAGAGAUUUGAACCUCAAAAUUAACAUUAUGCAUUCAUGAGAAAUAUUUGAGCUUGUUUCUCAUUUCUCGACCGUGUCAUGAUGUAUUCGCCAUUGCUCGAUUGAUGGCUUGAUGGAAUAAAUUACAUGAUAAAUCUUCUACC
Molecule: messenger RNA, 1443 nt
Organism: Cucurbita maxima (winter squash)
Lineage: Eukaryota; Viridiplantae; Streptophyta; Magnoliopsida; Cucurbitales; Cucurbitaceae
Product: ACT domain-containing protein ACR11-like
Exons: 10
Coding region: 292-1170 (292 amino acids)
Cellular component (GO): chloroplast stroma; chloroplast thylakoid membrane
Source: RefSeq, a predicted model, not a curated record